This is a messenger RNA of Nerophis lumbriciformis (worm pipefish), 852 nucleotides long. Lineage: Eukaryota; Metazoa; Chordata; Actinopteri; Syngnathiformes; Syngnathidae. The record is from RefSeq and is a predicted model, not a curated record.
AUGGACGUGCUGGCUAAUUACAGUAUUUUCCAGGAACUCCAACUGGUGCACGACACUGGUUAUUUCUCCGCGAUGCCUUCCCUGGAGGAGAAUUGGCAGCAGACCUGUUUAGAGCUGGAGAGGUACCUCCAAACGGAGCCCAGAAGACUGUCAGAACUGCUUGACGAGGACCUGGACCGCCUCCUGGCGCCAGCGCUCACGCAUGAGGGCGACAGCGAUGAGGAACUGACGGAUCCCCUCUUACCUGGUUUCCCAGUGCCACCUGUCCCGCUCCCAAAAGUCCACGCCAAACUGCUCCAGACUUUGACGGACAGCAAAGAUCAAGUCCUGGUGGCAGGCGUGAGCGCCGCCCAGCUCAGCGCUGCCGUCACAUCGCUGACGCCGCCCUCGUCCCCCGAGUUGGGGCGCCACCUAGGGAAGCAGGCGGGGGGCGCACUAACGCUCAAACUGGUGGCCAAGAAGGUGGGCCUGGGGGCGGCUAAGUUGGUGGCAGCCAGGGCGUUGACAUCACCAAUUCCACCGGGCCCUACAGGGGGGACGUUGAGUGACGGGGAGCCCGGCUUAGCGGGGGACUCGGCGGAGAACAAAAAGAGAAUACACAGGUGUCAGUUUAACGGCUGUCGCAAAGUUUACACCAAGAGCUCCCAUCUCAAAGCGCACCAGAGGACGCACACAGGUGAGAAGCCAUACAAGUGCUCGUGGGAAGGGUGCGAGUGGCGCUUCGCCCGCAGCGACGAGUUGACGCGACACUACCGCAAACACACUGGCGCAAAGCCCUUCAAGUGCAACCACUGCGACAGGUGCUUCUCCAGGUCAGACCACCUGGCGCUGCACAUGAAGCGUCACGUCUGA